Messenger RNA from Podarcis lilfordi (Lilford's wall lizard), 22156 nucleotides. NCBI's taxonomy places the organism in Eukaryota, Metazoa, Chordata, Lepidosauria, Squamata, Lacertidae. The record is from the annotation of a GenBank genome assembly.
ACGACGCCCCACAAAGAAAUAAGUGCCAAUAAGCAAGAAGGCGGUGACAGCAGAGAAGGAGUGAAGGCUGAAGGCGGCGAAGGCCACUGUCCUGUCCACGCCCCUUCCCUCCCUAGCUCCAUCCUGAUUGGUUGGAUUUGAAUAACAGCGGGUCGCGCAAUGGAUGCUGGGAAGCGGGAGGGAACGUUCAAACCGAACCUUCGCCAAGAGGGCUGCGAGAGGGAGAAAAAGAAGGACGAGCGGGGCGGCCUCGGCGAGAUGAAGGCGGCCGCGUGAGUGACCCGGGGCGGGGAGGAGUGGCGCCUAGUUAGAGGCUCCUCAGCCCUUCCUUUAAAGUUCUCCCUCCCUUCCUCUUUCUCAUACUAUUUUCCUCGAACAAAAGCGCCCUUCUAUCGUGCAGAUUCAUGUAUGAGAUACUGUACUUAUCUGCAUUUAUUAUCUCUCUCUCUCUCUGUAUCUAUAUGUCAUAAAAUGUAUAUGCUGCUUGAUUGCAAACUUUGUUAAACGAUCUGCAAAUGUAUAAAACAAAAAAAUGGGUAUAAACAGUUAAACAAUUUAAAACGUUGAAAAAAAAUAAAAAGCAGCGACAGAUUAGAAUACAGACCACUGUUUUAUGUAUCUGGGUAGACUUGUCUAAAUUAAGAUGCUUUAAAAUAUACACACAUAUGUUUAUACAGAUAGUUGCCUAUUAUUGUACAGUAAUUAAUUAAUUGCCUUCUAAAGCACUGGCUCAGUGAGAUUUACAGAUAUGGCUAGCAGCAAUUUGAAACACAAAAUAAUGAACACAUUUAAAAGACUAAAAAUUGCUUGUGUGUAUAUAAAAUCUGUGUGUGAGAGAGAGAGAGAGGGAGAGAGAGGGAGAGAGAGAGAGAUACCCAGUUCGUAUCUGUUUUAGAUUUGAACUGAUUUAUACAUGCAAUGUUUUUAGCAUUAUUACCUAUGUAACUGUUCUGCUUAAGUAAUUACAUUGAAAAUUGCUUUGGGAUGCCUUGUGAGAAGUGAUUCAUAAAUGAAAUAACAUUGAAAAAAUUCUCAGAUGCGUAUGCAUAUAACCUCUCUCACUCUCUUUGUAACCUGUAUAUCAUUUUAUAUAAAUAGGGUAGGUUAUACAUGAGAGAUUCUCUUGUAUUUGUAUUGCUUGGUAGCAGGCUGCCUUAACAGGAGAGAUUGGAAGCUGGGCUGUUUCUGGCCCUGAACUGUUUCUGUUUUAGCUAGCCAUAGUAAGAGCUGCUAAUAGACUUAUAAGAAUUGGUGACUGAGUUUGUUUUAUUUCCUCUCCUGUCUUUGUUCCUCAAUUCCUUUUGUGACAUGUAUUUAAUACUGUAAGCUUGUAGGCAGAGACUGUGUUUUUAGUAAGCUGCUGUAGGAGCCUUUUUGGCUGAAGAGCAGGGUACAAAUGCUCUAAACAAGCAACUACAUAAUCUAUGCAUGCUACUUAACUAAAUCAGGGGCAUAUCUAUAAACUGUGUUACAAAAAAGUGUUACUAGCUUUUUCCAGAGUGACAAAUGCCAAAGGAAAAAAGGUUAGAUUCUUAUACAGUAAUGACCUUCAACUUUAUGCACUUCUAUCAUUUAUAAGCACUGUGAUACUAGGAUCAUACAAUAGUUAAAAGCAACAGGUUCCUGCCAUGAAAUGCUGGUUUAAAAUAAGUGAUGCUCCUCUCCAGGCGUCAUCUGUGUCAUAUGAAGGCAGAAACAUUCCAGAGUCUGACUUCUUUCCUCUGUGCUACAAAACUGGGAGCUGGGGAGGAACAAAGCAGUUAUGUUUGUGAAGCCAUCCUUUACACAGGUUAACGUUAACAUGUGAACCAGCUCACUAUCUAAUUUUUAAGAGCACAGGAGAUUAUGCUGGCAGAGGCCAGAAGGGAUGAAUGUGCCUGUUAACCAGCCACCUUGACUAUCUUUUCUUUUAAUAGAGUGGAGGGAUCUAAACAAAAUAAAUGUGUGUGCUCUGCUGUUCCUCCUGUCUCUAGUCUCCUCUGUGUUUGAGAUUCUUUUUUUUUACAUGGACUCCAACUCUAGCAGAGCAUUUAAGACUGACCUGGAGUCCAUUCUAGAUUGCCUUUAGCUGAAAGCCACAAUAUUGGGGAAGCAGGGGUGUGUGGGAUUGCACAUCUUCUAAACUGAAAUGCUCUGCAUGUGAUAUUUUGUUUAAGUAGCAUUAGUAGUGCAGUGCCUUUCUGCCUUAGCUGUUCUUAUCAAUGAAAACUAUUUCACAUGGCUUGGGGUUGACAUGGUGACUUGAAAUGCGCUCCUGCAUUGUUGUCAUACUGAUCCCAGAGCAGUCAGGUUAUUUGUCCCCUGUGUGCCUUGGUUCUUGGUUGACUUGCCUGAUGAUUUUUCUUUCUUUUUUUUCGUUUCCAGGAAAACCAAAACUCCAAGGAAGCCUGGGCAGAAAAAUGGAUCUAGCAACAAUUUGAAGGACCCUGUUGGGGUAAGUGGCUGAUACAGAGGAUGGGCAUGGGAUGUAAAUGCAAACCUCAUAUGAUGUGUGUGUUUUUUUAGAUGAAUAGGUGAGAUCCUCUGACAGCAGACAAACAUAGGCAGAGUCUGUAAGCAAAUAAGGGCACAACUUCGUAUUUCCCUUGAAUAUUCUCUCUUCCACCCCUUAUCUUCUAUGAAAAUUAAUUGGGGUAUCAGUCAGAGGUUCCCUUCACAGCUUUGCUACUUUUAUUUACUUUUAUUUCUAUCCCACAUUUUCUGAUCAUGUGGGAAUUUGAACUUUGUUCUCCUAGGUCAGGGAGAUCCCACCUUGGAUCCUUUCACAUAAAUACAUCAAUGGUUAGACUGGUUUAGGUAUAUAAACAUGUGCUAAAAGAAUAAUGGCCUGUGAUGACAGCUGACCUUUAACCUGGCUGAUCUUUCUGAUGCUACAAGAUGCUCGUUAGUUUUGUCACACAGUCCUUUGUGAGAGCAAUAAGUGGAAAUAUGUUUUAGGUUUUUUGUCUGUGGUAGACACUGAUUCCCAGCUACAUUAAAAAUUUUGGAUUUCUUUCUCUGUGGGAAGUCCUCACUUCCAGCCCUGAGGGCAAAUUUCUUGGUUUGCAGAAAUAAAUUAUUUUAAUGAUAGAUCCAAGGAAAUUGAUUUUGUUGUUGCCUCUUCUCCUUCCAGCAUUUUCUUAUUUCUUGUAUUUGGUUGUCAGUUCGAUGGCUGUCAGUCAACAUUACAUGCCGUUCAAGCUGUUGGAAGCUAUUUUUGUGUGGUCCUCUUUAGGGUUCUUUCAGAAACACCUUUUAUAUUUCUGCAAACCUUGGGUCCCUCCCCCCCAGCCUGCUGAUACCUUCAGCCUUCUGUGUUGGUGCUUUUGUUUUGGCUACCUAGUGGUGGGCUCUUUUCCUACUAAAAUGGGGGCGAGUGGUGGAAGUUUCAUUUAUCUCACCUGCUAGGCUUAUUAAGACUUGGAAUCUGCAAGCUGUGACAUUUCUAAGUACUUUUUCCUCAGGUGUACUGCCGGCUGCGCCCACUCAGUGUGCCAGACCAAGAAUGCUGCGUAAAAGUGAUCAAUACCACGACAGUCCAGGUUCACCCACCAGAUGGAUACCGAAUUUUCCGCAAUGGGGAGUAUAAGGAGGUAAAGCCUGCUAGAAAGUGGCCAGCAACCAGAAGCUGAAAACUGAGGUUCUGUUGAGUUUAGGUUUGGAUCUGCUUUAUCCUUUAACGUUUGCAGGGAACUUUCUUCCCUGGAGGACAAAUUAAAGCUUUGUAAAAGGCAAAACUUGUAAUGAGAGGACAAGUGCCCCUCUCAUGGGACAUAACAAACAGCUCCUCUGCAUCAGACCAAAGGAUGGCCUAGUCCAGUAGCCCACAGUGUACAACCAGAUGACCCUGGGAAGCCCGCAAGCCGUGCGUGAGAAAAAUAGUAGUCUACUACUUCUCCCCAGCAGCUGGUAGCCAGAGGCUUGCUGCUUCCUUUGAUUAUGCUCCACUACUGCUUGAGAUGGGGAGCUAAUAGGAUCUUGGGGGAAAUUAGAGUAAAAUGUGUUUAUUAGGAAUUAAUAUGCUGAAGCAAUGCUAGACAUCCUCUAUCAGACAUUAGGCAGGAGUCCCAGUAUCUAUUUUUAGAUGUCUAUUGAAAACCUUUUUUUAGUUCAGCAAGCCUAUCUGAAUAUAAAUUAUGUGUAUUUUUAAACAUUUUACUUCUUUUAUCUCUGUGUUAUUGAUGGUUAUUUUAGAUUUGCUUGUUUUUCAAAGACCUUUGCUGAUUUUAUCUGCAUUUUAGUGAUAUUUUUAUUACAUACCGUGCUUAGAGUUUUCUGAGUAAACAAUAUUUUUUUUUCUAAAUUAAUAGAAGCAAGACAUAAUUUGAGGUCUAGAAACAGCAGCAAAGUGCUUGCUUGUUGCUUCAUAACAGUUUGUUGUCUUCCUCUUCAGGUUCAGUAUUCAUUCAAAGAGGUUUUUAAUGUCGGUGGGACUCAGAAACAUGUGUUUGACGUUGUUGCCAAACCUCUAGUGGAUGAUCUGAUUCAUGGGAAAAAUGGUACGAGAGGAUAGAACAUUUCAUGCUCUAGCUGAUAUCUAACCACUGAUCUCUCUUUUUCUAAACUUGCUUCAUUUCCUCCUGCACAUUCUGCUAUAAAUGCCCAAAUAUUGAUUGGGACCUACUUUAUUUUGUACUGAUUAAAAGCAUAUAUGGUUUGGAGUAUCUUCAGCCCAACUACACCUAUAAUAGAUAAUCCAAUCUUAAUUGAAUAAAAUACUUCAUUUUGUGGAGGUUGGUGAAGUUUAAAAUGCUUUCUUCAUAGCUGCACCUAGAUUGAGGAAAUCUUUAUUUGAAACUGACAUCUGUUUUGACCCUGCUGGGCAGAAAAAGCUUUUUAAAGUUUGUGUUUCUCUGUUCUGCCUGCCUCUAUUGUAUUGUUUGGAUAGUAUGCACUUUGUUGUAAGCCAAAGUGUUUUUUGUGUGAAACAGAAGGAUGAAGUAGACAUUUGCCUAUAAAAUAUGUUCUCUUUGACUCCUAGGCCUCCUUUUCACAUACGGUGUCACUGGGAGUGGGAAAACUUACACCAUGACUGGUUCUCCUGGUGACGGUGGCCUGCUUCCUCGCUGCUUAGACAUGAUCUUCAACAGCAUAGGAUCUCUGCAGGCCAAACGAUACGUAAGUCUCUUCCUACCAAGUCUUGGUGUGUAAACGGUUUUGUUGCCAUUGCCAUAUGCUUAACUUAUAAAUCAUUGAAUGAACAGGUUGGGAUGCAUUGCAUUUAAAGACACACAAUGUAGGUAGAGAAGAAGUCCUGAAAGGCAGGGUAGCCCCCUGCAAACCACUUGGGCGGAGUUCAAAGGGUCCCUUUUGCACUUACUGCUUACUCUGUAGCUAAUAGAGUUUGUGCUUCUUUUUGUAAAAGGCAAACUGAGAUGAAGGGGAAACAAUCAACAGCAAAAGUUCAGCAUAUUUUCUGAAUCAGUGCUCCCCAUCAUGAAUGUUAGAAACUUUCGUUGUUGGUUAGACAGGCUUGAUUAUUAAAUUUCUUUCCUGCCCUUCAUCAUAAAUGUGAAGAUGAGAGCCAGCACAGGGUAUGCCAGGGUUCAAAUCCCUCAGCUACUUGAAGCUCACUGGGGAACCCUAGGCAGUUGCUAUCUCUCAGCCUAACCUUCCUCACAAGUUUUUUGUGAGGGUAACAUAGGAUAGGGAGGAGUCAAUGUACGCUGCCUUGAGCUCUUUGAAGGAAAAGUGGGACCUAAAUGUAACAGAUAAACAUCAAAUCAAUGAGCUUGGGGUUUGUAACAACAAUAAAAUACAGUGAGAUCAACUCUCCCCAUUCCCAACUCUUCCCACUUUUAACCCAUGAUUAAAAUAUAAAACUACCAAUAUCUCACAUACCUGUCUCUGUGCAGACCCAACAGAAUGACAAAGUAUGACAGAAGAGGGAGGUGUUCCAAAGGUGUGGGGCAGGGCUAUCACUAAGAAGGCCCUGUGGUGGGUCAUAGCCCCUGGCUUCCUUCAAAGACUGAAUCAGCAUUGCCCCUCCCCACCCCAGUUGAUCUUAAGGUCCAGGCACGUGACUUUUGAAGGAUGUGAGUUUGAGUAGAAAUCUUCAGCUGGUGUUGGCUGUCCUUCCUGCUUCUCAGGUCGAGAAGGUCAGGUCUGAGAUAGCAGAGACCACUGGCCAAUAGCCUAAUUGUGACACUAUUAGUAAAAUAAAAUUGCUACUUUUCUCUUGGAAAGACUUACCUUAUUUCUGAAAACCUUUUACCUCAGGUGUUCAAGCUGGAUGAUAAGAAUGGGGUUGAGGUGCAGUGUGAUGUCGAUGCUUUACUUGAACGUCAGAAACGAGAAGUUUUUCAGACUCCAAAAACUCCAUCUAGCAAGUAAGUAGGAAUGGGCGGCUGGGACACCCUCCUCCCAUCAGGGACUGCCAUAGAUCCAUUGUCGAAUAUAUCAAAAUUUCAACUUGCUGUGCUAUUUUUUAUUUUAAAAGCAGGCGGCAAAUUGACCCUGAAAUAGCUGAUAUGAUCAAUGUCCAAAACAACUGCAAAGCGGAAGAAGUUGAUGAGGACAAUGUUUACAGUGUGUUUGUCUCCUACAUUGAGAUCUAUAACAACUACAUCUAUGACCUUUUGGAUGAAGGCCCCUUUGACGCCAUCAAACCAAAGUGAGUAAACUUCCUUCAGCCUGGCUCUCUGAAUCUGACAGCUAACCAGAUUAUAGCUACAUGGAAUGUAAGUGACAGAAUUGUGGUCUGGUGUUUCGGAUUCCAAAAAGUAAAGUUGGAAAUAGAUUCCAGAUCUGAUGGUUUAUGCCUUGGGGAACAAAUGGAUUGUGUCUGUUUCCAGAAAAUUGGGCUGAGGUAGUAUUGAGGAAAGGUUUCUGUAAUAGUGAACAUUACUGUGAAGCAGUGUCAUGCUUACAGAUGCAUUGCAGAAGUCAGCUUUGGUACCAAUAUGGGUCUUACCUAGCCUUGGCGUAGGCACUAUUCUCUUCGUCAACAUUUCUUCGACAUCUUUGGUCAAGGGUUAUGCAGAAGCAUCACUGAGCACACUCCUUUUUUCUGAGGCUGGCAUUGCCCACAAACAAAAGUCUUCCAAACUCUGGUGUUUGCUGGCUGCCUACAUAGGAAGUAACCCCAAAACAGACUUUUAGGAAUGUUCCAAAGACAUACAAAUUCUGCCACAACUUCACCUAAAAGCCACAGGCAUACAUUCCAAAAGCAGAAAAUGUCUUGGGAAAAUGCUCUGAAAAGGGUUGUGUAGUGGAGAAAAGGCAGUGUGGGCCUGUAACACUUGUAAUUUCUUUGCUAGGUGGAGCAGCUGUGGCACUCCAGUGCGAAGUGCUGACUUUAUGUAUGUGCACAGGUUAUAUUUUCCUCUUGUUAAUGUGCAGUUGGCUGUUUUGCACUUAGUGAAACUGGUGUGAUUUCUCCUAUUGGCUUUUCUUCCCUGCAGCUUGUUGUUGAUAGCUGACAUGUACCUGAGUGUUUCCCUCCCUAUAUGAAGUCUGAAUAGCUUGACCUUCCCUCUCUUUCCCUUCUUGCCUGAAUAAGCUAAUCCUGCAUGGCAGCUUGUGCUGUAGCUGACCUUGGUGUGGUUAGUUUUUGGCUUCCCCUUGCUAGCAAUAAGUAUGUUGGUGCUGGCCGACUCUCAUUGACACCCUCACUCUUACAGACUUCCCCAGUCCAAAAUUCUCCGCGAGGAUCAGAACCACAACAUGUAUGUUGCAGGAUGCACGGAGGUGGAAGUCAAAUCCACAGAGGAAGCUUUUGAAGUCUUCUGGAGAGGUAGGAAACUCCCUGGGCUCCUCCAAAGUGCUGCCCUUGUGGCAGAGGACUGCCACAGAGGAAAACAUCUGGCACAGAGCUUCCUGUUCCUGUUCGUUUGAGCCCUGAUAGGAUAGAGGGUUCAUAAUGUUCAGUUCUUUGUCUUCUAACAGCAGCCAGGCAGGUGCCUAUAGGAAGCCCAAGCAGCAGGUCACAAAUGCAACAGGACAAGCCCCACCCUGAAAAUCAGUUGCUGAGGGUGGGGGCAAUACCCAGUCCUUGUGAAAGCACAGUUGGCAUAACUAAUUGCCAUUGAUUGCAUUAUCCCAUGAAUUUGUCUCACACCUUUUAAAAGCCACUUGAGCUAAUUGCCCUGUUUCGUGUUCAUGCAUUUUCCAUAAGUCACACUUUGUGUCUAGCACUUCCUUUUUUCUGUUCUGUAUUGACCUCCAUUGAAAUUCAUUGAUUAAUCCCAACUUCCAGAUACAGGAGAGGGAGAAAAUCGUUUCUGUGUCAUUUGCAACUUGAUAAAUCCCCCACAUCCUCCUCAAGCUGUCACUCACACAAACAAAACAUCCCUCCCCAAAUAUAUCAAAUUUUUCUCCUGGGGGAAAAAGGGUCUCCAAGCCUUGCCCCUUUCGGCUUCCUCUUCCUGUAUGUUUUUCUAGCUUGGACCACCUUCAGCUAUGGCCCCCAGAACUGUGUGCACACCACAAUGCACCAACACCUGGAAUGCUAUUGAUUGCUAUGUGUUCAGUCUCUGUUAGAUUAAAGGACUUUUUCCUGCUUUCUAUCAAACAGGCCAAAAGAAGAGGCGCAUUGCAAACACUCAGCUCAAUCGUGAAUCCAGCCGUUCCCAUAGUGUGUUCCUGAUCAAACUGGCCCAGGCGCCACUUGAUGCCAGUGGGGAUAAUGUUCUACAGGUAAAAUCAAGAGGGGCUAAGGAGAGCACAGCUUCUCUUUUCUCUCCCCCAACCCAUUCCCAAAAGGUAGAUCCAUUAAAUGACUCCCAUCUGAUAGCCAAGGUAUGGGAUGUGGAGCUGGUUAUAGAUCUCCAAACCAAGGCCUUGAAUGAGCUACUGCUCUUUCCAACUUGUGGAGGAAGAUUCUUUUCUCUCAUUGUGGUUGUUUCUUUAUUAAAACUAUGACUCCUUCCCUUCUCUUGCAGGACAGAGAGCUGAUAACCUUCAGCCAGUUAUCUUUGGUUGACUUAGCAGGGAGUGAGAGAACAAACAGAACCAAAGCAGAAGGGAACAGACUACGGGAAGCAGGUAGGGGUUGUGACUUCCUUGUCCAAGCUUUGCCACCCUUUUGGGGCAUGAAAACGAAAUCUAGCCCCAUUCAUGAAAGCUUUCCAUUGAAGCCCGGUGGGAAACUGUAUUCUCUGAUAGAGCAAGGAGGGCAUUUCAGUUCCUUUGGGGUUGCCCCUUCUACCAGGAGUAGGCGGGGCUAACUUGGCCCAGACUGUGCCCUGCCUUGUGACUACAAAGGAGGGUCUCUGUCCCCCCCCUCUUUUCUCUCUAGAUCCCCUCCCUUAGCAGGGACUUGGGUCAUUUUCACAAUCAGAGGGUGGGGAUUGCUUCCCACCCUCUAGCUUAUCAAGAAGAGAAAUGGCAACCUCUGCUGCAAUGGAUUUAAGCCAGGAGCACUGCCAGCCUGUCUCUAGUGCUGGUGGGCUGGCUCUCUUCAGAUGUCCCAAGCAACAACUAGAGUGCAGCUUGUGAGUGCCAACCCCACUGACAGCUCUUCUAAAUCCCCAAUAAAUGUCCUCCUUACUCUGCCAGAGAAAACAGGCUUUUCUUACUGUGCUUAGGAGAGUGAGCAGAGCAUUUGACUCACCCUGCUAACCUCUGAUUCUGCUUUGUCCUCUUGGAUGAUUGGCAAGUGGCAAUGAUGGGCAGGUUAAGGCCAUCAGGGACGUUUUUCCUUAUGCCUUUCUUAAAUGGAGUUUAACCACAAUAAUGGCUUGUCACAAUAGCAGCCUGUGAUAGAUUUUCUGUCUUGGAGAAGGAGCUGAUAAAAGGUUUUUCCAGUGAACUUGAGAUCCCACAGCCUCCGAGGGAAAACCCUUGGACAAUAACAAUGGACUGAAAUAAAUGAAACUGGGCUUUGAUAUAUUGGCUGAUUAAUGCUGUACAAAAGGUUCUCUUCUGAGUUUCAGGAUGAGGAAGCUGACAGUUCAGUCCCCUGGACUGGAUGUAUUUAAGAAGACAUGGGCUGGUUGUAGGCUGGUUGAGGGCAGACUGAGAUUGUGGGGCAGUGCCACAUUUGCCCAAACUGACUAGCUCCACUUCAGUCCAGUCUGAGAGGACCUCCUGGUGGGCAAAAUACAUAGAAAGUGCCCUUUACUCUCCUGAGAGCAGGAAAUUUAAAGUAUGAAAAUGUCCCUGUUUCUUCAAACCAUGUCUUGUGACCAAGGCAUGGUUUGGGGUGAAUAAUGGGCUACACCUUUCCCUCUCCCCUACAGGUAAUAUUAACCAGUCCCUAAUGACGCUGAGGACCUGUAUUGAAGCCCUGCGGGAGAACCAAACUUAUGGGACCAACAAGGUGUGUGGUUGCUCCCCAUUUCUGUGGGUCUCCCUCUCCCCUGGCAGUCUUUCUUCCUGAUAACUUUUUUCUUCUUUAGAACUUAAGGACUUUUUUCUUCUUUAGAUGGUCCCUUACCGAGACUCUAAACUAACCCAUCUCUUCAAGAACUACUUUGAUGGAGAAGGCAAAGUGCGCAUGAUAGUCUGUGUGAACCCAAAGGCUGAAGACUACGAUGAGAGUUUGGUAAUCUAAAUCUUCUUUGAGCUUCCUUGCUCUCAUCUUGCUGAAACUGGGAUGGAGGGGAGGGCUACCUUUAUUUAUAAGAUCUUUACGUCUGAUCGACCCAAACAAUGAAGCACAAACCUGUUCUGUAGUGGAACUACCUUUCAGAGCAGAAUUAACUUGUGCUGUCUGUUAUAGGGUAGGUGGGAGGGAGAGAAAAUAAUGUGAAAUCCUUAGAUCUUGCAUACGCAAAUCUGUUGGUGUGUAAUUAGGCUUGACUAAUGUCUCCAUUUCCUGUUUAAUUGUGUUGUAAAGUACCAGAUCCUACAUACCCCCAUAUAUCAUUAUUUUGUAGCAAGUCCUGCGAUUCGCAGAGCUCACCCAAGAAGUAGAGGUUGCGAGGCCUGCUGAGAAGCCAGUCUGCGGCUUAAUCCCUGGUCGACGAUUUAAGAACCAGGCCUUUCGGGAGGAGCUCUCACGGCAGCUGGAAAUACGAGGUGGACCAAUUGAUGGAGGUAAAUCACAAGAGGCUACUUAGAGUGCCCAAAGCGGCAUUUAUCAAACAACCAGCAACAUAGACCUCUCAUUCUAGUUUAUUCAACUGUCUUAAUCCUUCCUGCUUUGUACACACAUACACAGAACUGCCUGAACAUGGUGUUCUGGACCUGUGUUCUCACGUUCAGUGUUAGCUGGGUAAGAGCAGCAGGAGGUGUGUUGGAAGGAAAAGGGUUAAACUACCACCGUUUUCUCCCCCUCCUCUGCUGCAGAGCCAGUCCCUUCUCACAGAAGGCAUCAGGGUAUUGUUGCACUUCAGCCACUGUAUCAUAUGAGGUUUGGCCUAGAAUAUACGUGUGUGUAUUAACCCUUAAGGUAUUUUUUGUGGUUAUCUUGAUAGGCGUGCAUUUGAAUUAACAGAGUGCCCUGUUCUAGCAACCCUCCAUGCACCUGGGAUCCAGGCUCUGCAUAGAGCGUCCUGGCAGCUGUUCCUCCUGUUGGGAGCUUGCCAGAGCCUUGGCCAAGACAUGUUCUUGAAACAGCUGCUUCAUUGUCUCUUGCAGAUCGGGAGCGGUCUAUCACAGAGGUGCUGCUGCAGAAUUUUCCCCCAAUGUCUUCCUGCGAGCUUCUGGACAUCCAUGAUGACCAGACCCUUCCUCGACUGAUCGAAGUGCUUGAGAAACGACAUCGCAUCCGGCAGAUGCUGUUGGAAGAGUUCACCAAAAAUGGUGAGCUGUAUGACUCUCCUGGCCAAAGUAGUUAUGCAGGCAGCUCGGGCGACUUCUGCCUUGGAGGUAACUGACCUGGUGCCCUCCUGUUGCUGCUGAAGUCCACUUCUUAUCCUCCCUGGCCGCUGGCUGGGGUUGAAGGGAGUUGGAGUCCAAUAAUAGCUGGGGGGCACCACACCUCAGCUAUUCCAUUUUUUAAAAAAUUCAUCUUACGAACACAAGAAAGGGCCUGCUGGAUCAGGCCAAUUGCUCACCAAGUCCAGUAUCCUUUUCUCACAGUGGCCCAACCAGAUGAGUGUGGAAAAUACUCAGAAAGAUCUGAGCCCAACAGCACUCUCCCCUUCUCUGGUUUCCAACAACUAGUAUUCGGAAGUAUUGCUGCUUCCAACUGUGGCAGCAGAGCAUAGCCAUCAUGGCUUAUUCCCAUUCAUAGCCUCCUCCAUGAAUUUGUCUAAUCUUCUUUUAAAGUCAUAUAGGUUGGUGGCCAUCCCUGCCUCCUGUCUGAGUGAGUUCCGUAGUUUAACUGUGUGUUGAAACACUUUAUUUUAUCUUUCCUGAAUCAUCCAACACUCAGCUUCAUUGGAUAUCUAGGCAUUGUAGUCUUCUUGCUUAUACAGUUGUGCCUUGGUUCUUGAAUUUAAUCAGUUCUGGGAGUCCAUUCAACUCCCCAAACGGUUCAAAAACCAAGGCGUGGCUUCCGAUUGGCUACAGGAGCUUCCUGCAGCCAAUUGGAAGCCACAUUGGACGUUUGCUUCCAAAAAAAGUUCGCAAACCGGAACACUCACUUCCAGGUUUGCGACAUUCGGGAGCUGAUUUGUUUGACAACUAAGACAUUUGACUACCAAGGUAUGACUGUAGUUUUAAUGUAUCAGAUUCUAAACAGGAAUGCCUUAUUUUCUGAUCAGAAGAUGCAACUGGUAGUGAAUUAUCCUAGUAUCUACCACUUGAAGCACUUUGAUAUUUUCUUCUCCUCUGGUUUCUGUCACAUGAGGGUUUCCACAUACUUCCCAUUUUACAAAUGUGCUUCCACAUCUUUGGAGAGAUUCCUUCAUUUUAUUAGCAUGCCGCUUUUCCACAAAGAAAUCAUUCUCAAAGCAGUUUACAACAAAGAAGCCAGGAGGGCAUUUUGAAGUAAACACUGCAUUUCAUAAUAACAUGGCAAAAUACGACGGUGGCAUAUAUAACAUACAAAAAAUAUAUAAAUGUAACAAGAUUAUAUAAACAACAUCCAUCCUCUUAAGGGCAAAAAUGGUAAGGGAGCCUUAUGCUUUUACUCUGGUCUUAGAAACACAUCCCAUAAUGUUGCUCCCAUGGGAUGACCCAGGCUUCCCUGGCGAAUUGGCCUAAUCCAGUCAGUAACGCAGAUUGCUUUUUCUUUUGUUGCAGUGCAUUCUGUCAAGGGGAUGCUUCAGGAGCUUGACUCCAGUAUCGUCUCCAAGGAGAACUAUGCACAAGUUAAAAUGGCCGAGAGAGACAAAUUUAUAGCAGCCCAGAAAACUGAGAUCGAGCGCCUAGAAAAGAAAGCAAAAACUCUGGAAUACAAGGUUUGGGUUCUGUGCCUUUAUGUUCUUUAAGCAUGCGGCCUAUUUCGCAUAAGUCUAGGAGUGCAGCAUCUCAGGCCCAGAGGCCAAAUGCAGCCCUCCAGCAUUCUCCAUCUGGCCCCUGGGAUGCUACCCAGGACACACCCCUGUUAACUCUGCUCCUUGAGGGUGUUUGCCUGGCUGGAAUGUGUCCUUAAAACUUGAGAAUGCCGUGUGUGUGGGCAUGGAGAGAGAUAGAACUCUCUGGUUUUUGUAUGGCUGGAGUGUGGCCUGUGCAUAAGAGUCUCUAUGGUUCUGCCCACCACUGACUGCUGCCCACAGGAUGGAGUGCAAAAGGAUCCCUGUUCUCCUCUCCCCACCCCAGUGCAAGUGGGACUCUUGUAACUUGCUGAGCACUAUGCUAACCUAGAAGUUGCAAGUAUGAUAGCUUUUUUGCCCAGCGGUGAUCAUUUUUGAGGCUGUCGUCUUGAAACAGGGGUGUCCUCUUAGCUCAUGCCUGACAGCUUCAAAUUAUGCACGUUUUGACAUUCAAUUGCAGUGCAGGUUCUUUCUUUGCCCUCAAACCUCCCCUCUAUUUUGGAUGUAAGGGUGGGUGUGGAUAUGGAAGCAUGGGGGUGUGAAAAUGAAGUUUUGGUAACAGAAAGUGGACUUUGUCUUACCAGAUCGAGAUAUUGGAGAAAACGACAACAAUUUACGAAGAGGAGAAGCGCAACUUGCAGCAGGAGCUGGAAAGCAAGAGCCAGAAGCUGCAGAGACAAGUUUCUGACAAGCGCCGCCUUGAAGCACGGUUGCAAGGCAUGGUGACGGAGACAACAAUGAAGUGGGAGAAGGAAUGCGUAAGUGUUGUGUGUGUACUGUUUUGGAGGCAAGCUGCUUGAGGCACAAUCCUAAUGCUUCCAGGCAGAAGUUCCUAGGACCCUUCAUAUUGAGUCAGACCAUCGGUUCAUCUAACUAAGUACUGUCUACACUGACUGCCAGCAGCUCUCCAGGGUUUCAGUCUUUCCCAGCCCUACCUGGACAUGCCAGGGGUGGAAGCCAUGACCUUUUGUAUGCAAUGCAGAUGUUAUGCUACUCCCUGCUCCCUGUCGUUUUACCAUGAGGCAGUGCUGGAGAUCAUUUGAGCCAUUCCCUGCUACGUAUUAGGGGUUUUUGAAUGUUUUAUGUAGUUUUUAUGUAGUUUUUCAGUUUCGUUGUCCUGCAUGGGACAAUGACAAUAAAGAUAUCAUAUAUCGUAUGAGAGCUGGCAGGAAAGGGUUAAUGCAGUCUGCCUAGUUCUCUGCUCUGCCUCCUAUGCAGAAGGAAUUGAGCUGUUGGACUUCUGGCUAAUUCGGGAAGCUCCUGCUGAUCUAUGUGGUCCGCUGCUUAUUUGUGUGAAUGAGAUAUAUUGAUUUUCGUUCCUGGUUUUUGUGUUUGUGUGUGUUUCCCCCCUCAAGCCUGAUCAAGGGAAAGGUACUUCUUUGGGUGCCCAUGGCAUGUUGAGGACUUUUGUUCGUUCAUUCUCUUCCUCCCUACCAUGGCUGCAAAGGCAUCCUUGGGUGCCUGUACCAUGCCCAGCAGCUCACAGUCUCUUCUCUACUGGGACAAUAUGAAAGGGAUUUGAGGAAGUCUGCAUGUCUGUAUGUCCCAAAAGCUUUGCUGACUUGAACUCUCUGGUCCAAGCAAAAGGGGAUCCUAUCUACCCCCACCAAGGGCCCAGGGAAUCAUUCAUCUGUGUGAUUGUGGUGUCCAUCCCGCAGGAAAGACAGUCUUUGUGCUGCUGCUCAAUACCUGCAAGGCUCUUUGGGGGGAGGAACAUGUCCUCUUCCACGGGCCCAUAGCAUCUUCUCUUCCUGUGGUUCUGUCCGGAGCCCUUCCUAGCACCACUUGGCUCUCUCUCGCUCUCUCGCAGGAGCGGCGGGUGGCAGCCAAGCAGCUGGAGAUGCAGAACAAGCUCUGGGUGAAAGAUGAAAAACUGAAGCAGCUGAAAGCCAUCGUCACGGAACCCAAGGGCAGCAAACCGGAGCGGCCUUCUCGGGAGAAGGAUCGGGAGAAGCCCCUGCAGAGGUCCCUGUCGCCUCCCCCAGUCCCUGUAGGUUGUCUUUAAGUGUCUCUUAUGUGUGUUUGUCUGUGCGUCGGGCAGAAGCAUUAGAGAAGCUGAACUGUUGAGCCUGGGUGGCUUUCUGGGGCUAGGGGAUUUUGUAGUCCAGUAAGGGAAUUUGGCUGCGAGUGCGCCGAGUCCCUGCCUCUGUUCCCUGCUUUUGUUCUUUCCCCCAAACCCUCUGUAAAUCUGCUUAAUUCAGACCGGUAGAUCUGGGGGCCACGGUGGGUGUCUGCCUGUGCCGGAAUCUGGGGGCUGACUGACUCUCUCUUCCCUCUCCUUGUUUGCUAACUGCACCUCUCUUCAGUUUUCUAGUCCCUGUGCCACUCAGCUCCCUAACACCACCAACUUGCCUGCCGCAAGCCAGCCACAGCUGCACAGGCGUUCUAACUCCUGCAGCAGCAUUUCGGUGGCCUCCUGCAUCUCGGAAUGGGAGCAGAGGACGCCUACUCAGAGCAGCAAGCACCCCGGCGGUGGUGGCAGUGGCGUGCCCAAAGGCAGGAGUAGACCUCAGGAGCUCCAGCAAGCUAGGCACUGUGCCAUGUCAGACAGAAGGCGAGGCAUGUGCUGGACCGGCGCCCUCGAGGUCCCCAGCGCUAGAGAGGCUCUAGAGGUAGAAGAGGACCUGUGCUGCAGGGUUAGUGCUGCUCCUCCUAGCUGGGGCUUGACGCUGGGGUGAGCCUGGCAUAGUGGCUCAAAGGUUGCCUUUCCCCAUCCCCCGAAAGCCAUGGAGAGCGCAGCAAAAGCAAAAUCGUGAGAAUACAAUAUAUAAGAAUUAAACGAAGCAGUAAAAAUAAAAAUUUAAAAAUCAACGUGCAUAGUUAAUCUGCUAUCUCCCACCUUCACCUGCACCACAGACACACUGUGGACCACCUGAAUUAAGCUCACAGACCAGUUUGGGACUUAAUUUUGGAGCCCAAACAAAACCUUUCUAGGAAAUGGAUUCUAGCCAGACUCUGCUUGUCCCAUGGCUGUAAGCUUUUCCGCAUCUGGGGCUGGGUAGCUACUUUUAAUUGACUCUCCAUUAUAAAGAUCUGAAAUAUGUUGUAUGCUAGACUUCUCAACAUGUAAAACCUGCAUCUUUCUUGCUUUAAAUUGCUAUGAGGUAGCUUUCCAAAUAGUUGAAAUCUCUUUCAGUUGGGAUUGUUUAAAGCACACACUUAAAUCUGUUGCCAGCCAGUCCCAAACACAUGUCAGCUUGCUUAAACGUCUUCAAAUAGUGAGAUCAGCCUGUCGAUGCAAAUCAGCUGUAAAUCAGAAAACUUAUACUGUACUUGCCUCCAAUCAAGAGUUCUUGAUUUUCUUUCUCUGCGUCAAUCAAGGGCAAUCAAAACUUUGGAAAGUGCAUCUGACAGGCUGCAGUGGUGUUUGUGUCACACUGUGUGAAUCUGCACCCGUCUUUCCCAUUAGCCGUGCUGAUGAGAGUUGUAGUCCAGAAGGAUACGGGGCACCAGGUUGGGAAAGGUUCUUCUAGAGCCCUGGGGUGCUGGGUGGACCAGUAUAACUAACAGGCCAGUUCCAUGGAAUGGGGCAAUGGUCACUGGGCAACAAGGCUGCUACAAUGCAUUGUUGUAGGCUAAGCAUAGGUGACCAUGGAGGCAAAGUUCAUGGGCUGUAGCUGAUGCUACUUCAACUCAGAGUAGGCCCAUUGGCAUUAAUGAGCUUCAGUGAGUCAUGCCCAAUAACUUUAAUGAGUCUACUCUGAGUAGGACAAGCAUUGGAUACACCCCUAUGAAAUCUUAUUACUUAGGUUUUCCGGGAUGUGAGGAAUGUGGGGUUGCCCCAUGGUUGAGCCACCUGCCCCCAUCAGUCCUCACCAUUGGCUAUGUAGGUUGGAGUUGAUGGGACUUGUAGUCCAACAAUGUGGAAUGCCAGAGGUCCCCCACCCCUUGCCUUCCCCUCUGCCCUACAUCAAGGGCUUCAUGAGAAAGGAAUUAUAAGUGCAUGGAGCUGCCCAGGCUAUUUGUCCCUCUAGCCCAGAAUGUGCUCUGGUAUGAGAGGGGCCUUUCCUGUCACUUCUAGUUUGGCUCACCCAACAACCAAUACCAUAGAUGUAGUCCUGGGCCUUCUGCAUCCAAAGCUCUUGAGCUACAUGGUCCCUCCCCAAGCUGGUCUUCUGGGUUCCUGUUGCUCUAUAGCCACAUUACACAGCUGCUUAUGGUGGCUCCCACUGACCACAUGUCCAGCAGUCAUGCUAAUGGGAGCUGUGGUCCAAAGCAUUGGAAGAUUCACAAGUGGGUGAGGACUGUCCUGGGAAAACCUGGUGGCCAGGGCAGCUUGUUGGACCUUAUAAUGGUGAUCAGGCCUACUUGAGAGCAAAGGUUACCUUGUCCCAACAUUUCUCCUCCCCAUUCCCUGUGUGGCUGUGAAACAGCAUUUUACCUCUGAAGCAUUUAAUCUCAGUGUCCAUCAGCAGGGCAAAAGGCAAAGAGGCAGGAACGUUUGAUGCUCAGCCAACUUAGGAAAUCUUUGCAGGUGGGGGUGUUGCAUUUGUCUUGUCUUUUGUGUGCGUACUUGAGUUGGCCUAUUGGAAUUGCAGAGUUUUGCCCAUGGACUGACCCCACCCUCCUUGCCCCCAGCCUGGUAAUGUGCCUGCGUUCAACACUGUUGCUCUAAAAUCAAGACUACUUGUUAUCCUUUGCUCUUCCUUUUCCAUCUCUUCCACCCUCCCCAAAAUACUAUGAUUGCACCUAUAAGAUUUAUGCAUGACACUGAAGGGAAAUCUUAUGUGUUGGGGAUGAAAAUAAAGUGACUAAAGAUUUUGAAUUGCUUUGUUGACUUGGCUCUCCAAAGAUAAACUUGGGUGAAAUUUGCUGCUCAUCCCCUCUGCAUCUCUCUCUUCCUUUUGGGACCCACUUAGAAUGCUCCGCCAGUUCGCAUCCGGCACAGGCGCUCUCGUUCAGCUGGGGAGAGAUGGGUGGACCACAAGCCUCCCUCCAAUGUCCAGACUGAGACAGUCAUGCAGCCCCACGUCCCCCACUCCAUCACAGUGGCGGCUGCCAACGAGAAGGCCCUAGCCAAGUGCGACAAGUACAUGCUGACCCACCAGGAGCUGGCUUCCGAUGGGGAGAUUGAGACAAAGCUCAUCAAGGUAAAGGGGGCCAGCAAUCAAGCAGGCAGGCAGGCAAGGGAGCUUUCCCAAAUGUGUGCCUGUUUUCUAACAAAGUCCUCCAAGCAAACUUUGAGGCUUGUUGGGCUGCAAAGCAGCUGAACUCUUGUGGGGCCAUUAGAAUUUUACACAUUUAGAGCAGAGGGGCGUGUGGAGAGAUGCAUACAAAUGACAGUCGCAUAUUGCGCACCAUUAACUGGCAUGAUUUCAACCUUGAAAGCUGGCCGGCUGAAAUCCCAGAAAUUAAUUGCAUGCAGGGCAGAGAGCUCCAAAGCUCCUUUUGCACUGAGUUUUCCUGGCAUGGAAAGUGCUUUUUAAUCUCUCAGACUUGCUUACUGGGCUCGGAAAUGCCCUUGUGAGAUCUCACGGGAACUCAGAUGGCCCUGCGAGAUCUUGUGAAAGCAUCCCAGAGCUUGGCAAGAAAGGCAGGGAUGGUUGCCUGGGGGCAGUUUAGGGGUAUGUUUUUAGCAUAUACGUGCCCUUCCUGGAAUGCAGCCCCCCCCCCCCCCCAAGAUGUGAUUCUACUGCAUCAAUUUACAUUUUCACUGCCUUCAAACCCAGGCUAGGCUUCCUAGGCUGGUCUGGCCUGAUCUAUAAUAUCUGUAAAAAUGGAGCACAGUUAAAACAAUACAAGAGUGGGAACCUCAGCUGCCCCCCUCACGAUGCAAAGAGCUUCUUCACUGUUCCUGUCUUAUAGGGUGAUGUUUACAAGACCAGAGGAGGUGGCCAGGCAGUCCAGUUCACAGAGAUAGAGACCCUGAAGCAAGAGUCUCCAACAGGGUGAGUUUUCUAGCCCAGAUUUCUUGCCCUCUUAAAACGCACAGAACCAAGAUGUCCAUUCAUGGGGCUUCUCUUGCUCCUGCGAGUAGGGGGAGGGCCCAGUGAGACUGCUGUAACUUAGUAUCAUGACAUAAAGUUUUUAUGUUUAAGUUUUUAAAUACGUUGUAAGACACUUGGAGAACUCUGUGUACCCAAGGCUAGUAAAUAAUAUGAGGCAGGUUCCUGCUGCAAGGCCAAGAAGUGCAUCUCCCAGUGGAUUUGAUCAGACUUGAAGUUUUCAGGGCAGGAUCAGAUUUGAUGAGCAAUCCUUUAAACUAACCAUUUGCUUUUUCCAUAAAAUGCAAUACAAACAUAGAACUAUCCUUAAAACAGGCUCCAUUUGAGAUAAAGGUAUAAAAAUACUCAGUAAACAGACAGAAAACAUGGUUGUCAGAAAAUGAUGGCAGUCUUGAUGUGGGGGGCAGGUAUUGCUCCCCCACCCGUUAAUCUGUGACUAGUUCACCUAACCUCUGGACAGGGGGUUUGACCUUGAAGGCCUUGGCUUGUGAACCAGCCAGGCGCCCUAUUGUGGCUUGCUUCUAUCAGCUGGACACAGCUUCCCCUCAACUGAUGUUCCUUUGCUUCUUCCAGCCGCAAGCGAAGAUCGUCUCCCUCCAGCCGUUCACCUGCAGAGGAGGGUACAGAGUCCGAGUGGACAGAUGUAGAAACAAGAGUAAGUUCCAGGGAGGCCCUUCUUCGUGUGCCUCCUCCACGAGAGAUCCAGAGUGUGGCCAUACGAGAACGGGCCUUUUCUGCAGUGGCUCCCUGUUUGUGGAAGGCUCUCCCCGGGGAGGUUCGGCUGGCACCUUCAUUAUACACCUUUAGGUGCCAGGCAAAACAUUUCCUCUUUAACCAGGUCUUUGGCUGAUUGCCAUUUUUAAAAUGUGCUGUGGAAGGGGGGAUUAUUGGGUUGUCGUUUUUAUUAUGUAUUUUGUGAUUUUAUGUUGUAAAUUGCCCUGACAGGUAUAGAGCAAUAUACAAUUAUAUAUUUUUUGUUAUUGUUGUUGGUGUUAUUAUUACAAUGGUACCUCGGGUUACAUACACUUCAGGUUACAAACUCCGCUAACCCAGAAAUGUUACCUCGGGUUAAGAACUUUGCUUCAGGAUGAGAACAGAAAUUGCACAGCAGCGGUGCGGCGGCAGCGGGAGGCCCCAUUAGCUAAAGUGGUGCUUCAGAUUAAGAACAGUUUCAGGUUAAGAACGGCCCUCCGGAACGAAUUAAGUACUUAACCCGAGGUACCACUGUAUUAGUCCUGGUGUAACCCAGGGUGGGGGGUGAGCAGCAAAGACUGCUGCUGAGUUGCCUCUUGAUUCCAUGUGGUCUCUCUCUGUGUUUUUUUGUCCAGUGUUCUGUCGCAGUGGAGAUGAAGGCAGGCUCUCACCUGGGGCCUGGAUACCAGCACCACGCUCAGCCCAAGUAUGUUUCUCUCUCCUUCUCACCCCUCACUCCUAAAUACUGAACAAGGCUUUCUGCUUCCCUAAGCUUGUAGCUUUGUGUUCUUGAGAAAGCUGGGUUUGGAACCAGGACCAGGCUUUCUGCUUAGGGCCUGAAGACGGAACAGGAGCUGUGCCUGGGAGAUGCUGGCUUUGGGGUGGGGGGCAGAGGGGGCAGAGUUUAUUAUUGAGGUUUGGCCUCUUGCAGAUAGGUGCCGACCAAGCUGUGAAAGUGAUCUCUUCAGCUCAGGGGACGAAAACAUGGCAGUUUUACAAGACAUGUUAACAGGCAGGAAAGAGGGCAUCAGAGGUAAAAAAAGAAAAGAAAAAGUUACUGAAAGUUCUGAGUGGGGAAAGGCUAUCAUCAGGACCUGGAGAAACCUCUAAGGUAGUGCUGUGUUUGAGUUACAGAGAAGGCAGGAUGUUCCAUAGGACAAGGAAGCCUGCUCAUACUCUGCACCCCCUCCCCACAGUGGCUUCUGGAUUUCCUUGCUGGGUGUUGCUCACAUAUAUUUUACAGCCGCACAGGCUAGAAUCCUUUUUUGUCCUCUGUGGGGUGCCAAAUCCUGCCCUGCGUUGGGCAGUUGCUGCUCCCUACGUCGGCCCCUCCUGACCAAUUGGCUCAACUUCAGAAAGCUUUUCUUGAAGGUUUUGUCUGCUGGGUAGGGGUGGGGGAGAUGUUGGGAUGUGACGGCAGCUCCUGGAGCCAAAGGGCCGGAAAUAGCCUCUUGCAGGAGUCUCUGCGGGGGCAUCAGGAGGUUUUGGGGGCUGCCUCAUCGCAAGGGGCUCUGCUUGUGCGCUGAGAAUUUUACAUCGAUCAUGACCUUCCAACUUUGUAUGUGUGAGGGAUGACCACAAACCUUUCUUUCCUUUGCAGGCGCAGAAAACCAUGAACUAUUGGAGAUUCCUUCUAGGACUUCUUUGGCAAAGGGAUUAUUUGCAGGCCUACAUAUGCUAGGCAAGGAAAGAGCCAAAUAUAUAAUAAAAGUACAUUUUUUUCCUUUGGCUCUCUUCUGUUGUGGCAUUGAAGAAGACAACCUUGUUUUGUUCUGUUACCUCUUGACUGGAUACAAGACUCCCUUGCAUAGGGCUCAGCUGUGUUCCUUGCCACCUUUUUUGUCUUCUUAUGGGUAUUUUUAUGAGACUGUAUUAAAAAUGUGCUGCUAUUUAUUUAGCUGUCCUGAUGCACUUUAGAAUGAUCUUGACGCCUGUUUAGAAUGGCAGUCCUGCCCAAGCUUUCAGCUGGGAAUGGCUUUGUCCUUAGACUGGGAGCAUCUGUGCCCCUGCAAACCGGUGGAGAAGGCCUUCUCCUGCCAAUGUAUUCUGAGCAGUGGGAAGGAUGGGGCUCUCGGCGCUGGCUACCUUCUCUCUUUGUUUUGUUUGCUAUGCAUGAUUGUAAUGGGGCACGAUGAGUAGACAUCUGUGUAGGAAGGUGACUAUAUUCACAUGUGAUAUAUAUGUAUAUUUUAAAGGGCUGAAUUUGCCAAUAAAAUUUCACAGCAUCUUGCA